Molecule: messenger RNA, 4641 nt
Organism: Saimiri boliviensis boliviensis (Bolivian squirrel monkey)
Lineage: Eukaryota; Metazoa; Chordata; Mammalia; Primates; Cebidae
Gene: ACIN1
Product: apoptotic chromatin condensation inducer 1
Biological process (GO): RNA splicing
Cellular component (GO): ASAP complex; precatalytic spliceosome
Molecular function (GO): RNA binding
Source: RefSeq, a predicted model, not a curated record
AUGUGGAGACGGAAAUAUCCGAGCACAUCCGGAGGAACCCGGGGAGUUCUGAGUGGUAAUCGAGGGGUAGAGUACGGCAGUGGGCGGGGUCACCUGGGUACGUUCGAAGGGCGUUGGCGGAAAUUACCGAAGAUGCCCGAAGCCGUCGGGACGGACCCGAGUACCUCACGCAAGAUGGCGGAGCUGGAGGAGGUGACUCUGGACGGGAAGCCUCUUCAGGCGCUGCGAGUGACCGACCUGAAGGCCGCACUGGAGCAGCGAGGCCUAGCCAAGAGCGGGCAGAAGAGUGCCCUGGUCAAGCGGCUCAAAGGGGCUCUGAUGCUAGAAAAUUUACAGAAACACUCAACACCCCAUGCUGCAUUCCAGCCAAAUUCCCAGAUUGGUGAGGAAAUGAGCCAGAACAGUUUCAUAAAACAGUAUCUGGAAAAGCAGCAGGAGCUACUUAGGCAGCGUCUGGAACGUGAAGCUCGAGAAGCUGCAGAACUUGAAGAAGCUUCAGCUGAGUCGGAGGACGAGAUGAUCCAUCCUGAGGGAGUGGCUUCCCUGCUGCCUCCUGACUUUCAGAGCAGCCUGGAGAGACCAGAGCUGGAGCUCAGCAGACAUUCGCCCAGAAAAAGUUCCUCAAUUUCUGAAGAGAAAGGUGACUCUGAUGAUGAGAAACCAAGGAAAGGAGAAAGACGAUCAUCUAGGGUCAGACAGGCAAGAGCAGCUAAACUCUCUGAGGGCAGCCAGCCUGCUGAGGAGGAAGAGGAUCAAGAAACACCUUCCAGAAACUUGAGAGUCAGAGCAGAUCGAAGUUUGAAAACAGAAGAGGAAGAAGAGGAGGAGGAGGAGGAAGAAGAUGAUGAAGAGGAAGAAGAUGAUGAUGAGGGACAAAAAUCUAGGGAGGCACCAAUCCUGAAAGAGCUUAAGGAAGAGGAGGGGGAAGAGAUGCCCAGAGUAAAACCAGAGGAGAUAAUGGAUGAGAGACCUAAAUCAGUAAGAUCCCAGGAACAGGAGGUGUUAGAGAGAGGAGGGAGAGUUACAAGAUCCCAGGAAGAGGCUAGGAAAAGCCAUUUGGCCAGACAACAGCAGGAGAAAGAAAUGAAAACAUCUCCCCUUGAGGAGGAAGAAAGAGAAAUAAAAUCUUCACAAGGCUUAAAGGAAAAAUCAAAAUCCCCUUCCCCUCCUCGACUGACUGAAGAUCUAAAGAAGGUCCCACUUGUAGUGCAGCCAGAGCAAACUGCCAGCGAGGAAGAGACUCCUCCACCUUUACUUACCAAGGAAGCAUCUUCACCACCACCUCAUACACAACUCCAUAGCGAAGAAGAAGUAGAGCCCAUGGAAGGCCCAGCCCCCCCUGUCCUCAUUCAGUUAUCUCCUCCUAAUACAGCUGCUGAGACCAGGGAGCUGUUAGUAUCUCGGCAUACUGUCCAGUUGGUAGGAGGCCUGUCUCCUUUGUCAAGUCCUGCAGACACCAAAGCAGAAUCUCCAGCAGAGAAAGUGCCAGAGGAGAGUGUCCUCCCUCUCAUUCAGAGAAGCACACUGUCUGACUACUCGGCCUGGAAGAGUCUUGAACCUGAAUCAGACAGAUCUGCUCAGCCGCUCCCUCUGAAAAUUGAAGAGUUAGCACUGGCCAAAGGAAUCACUGAAGAAUCUCUGAAACAGCCAUCUUUGGAACAGAAGGAAGGCAGAAGAGCUUCUCAUACCCUUCCCCCAGGCCACAGAUUGAAACAGUCAGCUGAUUCAUCCUCUAGCCGGUCCUCCUCAUCUUCCUCUUCCAGUUCUAGAUCAAGGUCUCGCUCUCCUGACAGUUCAGGUUCUCAGUCUCAUUCACCUCUCAGAUCCAAGCAGAGAGAUGUAGCCCAGGCACGUAAUCAUGCCAACCCUCGUGGUACACCCAAGAUGGGCUCCAGAUCAACAUCAGAGUCCAGGUCACGUUCACGUUCACGUUCACGUUCACGUUCACGUUCACGUUCACGUUCUCGUUCUCGUUCAGCAUCAAGCAACAGCAGAAAAUCUCUGAGCCCUGGAGUCUCCAGGGACAGCAGCACCAGCUAUACUGAAACCAAAGAUCCCUCUUCUGGUCAGGAGGUUGCAACUCCACCAGUGCCACAACUACAGAUCCUUGAGCCAAAGGAGAGGACAUCGUCCUCCUCGUCCUCUGUCCAAGCAAGGCGUCUGAGUCAGCCUGAGCCAGCUGAAAAGCAUGUGACCCAGAGGUUACAGCCUGAGCGGGGGAGCCCAAAGAAGUGUGAAGCUGAAGAGGCAGAGCCACCAGCUGCCACACAGCCCCAAACCUCAGAGACUCAGACCUCUCAUCUCCCAGAAUCAGAAAGGAUUCAUCACACUGUUGAGGAGAAGGAGGAAGUGACCAUGGACACAAGUGAAAACAGACCUGAAAAUGAUGUUCCAGAACCUCCCAUACCCAUUGCAGACCAAGUCAGCAAUGAUGAUCGCCCAGAGGGCAGUGCUGAAGAUGAGGAGAAGAAAGAGAGCUCGCUGCCCAAAUCAUUCAAGAGGAAGAUCUCCGUUGUCUCAGCUACCAAGGGGGUGCCAGCUGGAAACAGUGACACAGAGGGGGGCCAGCCUGGUCGGAAACGACGUUGGGGAGCCAGCACAGCCACCACGCAGAAGAAACCUUCCAUCAGUAUCACCACUGAAUCACUCAAGAGCCUCAUCCCCGACAUCAAACCCCUGGCGGGGCAGGAGGCUGUUGUGGAUCUUCAUGCUGAUGACUCUCGCAUCUCUGAGGAUGAGACAGAGCGUAAUGGUGAUGAUGGGACCCAUGACAAGGGGCUGAAAAUAUGCCGGACAGUCACUCAGGUAGUACCUGCAGAGGGCCAGGAGAAUGGGCAGAGGGAAGAAGAAGAAGAAGAAAAGGAACCUGAAGCAGAACCUCCUGUACCUCCCCAGGUGUCAGUAGAGGUGGCCUUGCCCCCACCUGCAGAGCAUGAAGUAAAGAAAGUGACUUUAGGAGAUACCUUAACUCGACGUUCCAUUAGCCAGCAGAAGUCUGGAGUUUCCAUUACCAUUGAUGACCCAGUCCGAACUGCCCAGGUGCCCUCCCCACCCCGGGGCAAGAUUAGCAACAUUGUCCAUAUCUCCAAUUUGGUCCGUCCUUUCACUUUAGGCCAGCUAAAGGAGUUGUUGGGGCGCACAGGAACCUUGGUGGAAGAGGCCUUCUGGAUUGACAAAAUCAAAUCUCAUUGCUUUGUAACGUACUCAACAGUAGAGGAAGCUGUUGCCACCCGAACAGCUCUGCAUGGGGUCAAAUGGCCCCAGUCCAAUCCCAAAUUCCUUUGUGCCGACUAUGCCGAGCAAGAUGAGCUGGAUUAUCACCGAGGCCUCUUGGUGGACCGUCCCUCUGAAACUAAGACAGAGGAUCAGGGGAUACCACGGCCCCUGCACCCGCCACCCCCACCCCCGGUCCAGCCACCACAGCACCCCAGGGCAGAGCAGCGGGAGCAGGAGCGGGCAGUGCGGGAACAGUGGGCAGAGCGAGAACGGGAAAUGGAGCGGCGGGAGCGGACUCGAUCAGAGCGCGAAUGGGAUCGGGACAAAGUUCGAGAAGAGCCCCGUUCGCGAUCAAGGUCCCGUGACCGCCGCCGCAAGGAACGUGCGAAGUCUAAAGAAAAGAAGAGUGAGAAGAAAGAGAAAGCCCAGGAGGAACCACCUGCCAAGCUGCUGGACGACCUUUUCCGAAAGACCAAGGCAGCUCCCUGUAUCUAUUGGCUCCCACUGACUGACAGCCAGAUAGUUCAGAAGGAGGCAGAGCGGGCUGAACGAGCCAAGGAGCGGGAGAAGCGGCGAAAGGAACAAGAAGAAGAAGAGCAAAAGGAGCGGGAGAAGGAAGCCGAGCGGGAACGGAACCGACAGCUGGAGCGAGAGAAACGUCGAGAGCACAGCCGGGAGAGGGACCGGGAGAGAGAGAGAGAAAGGGAGCGGGACAGGGGGGACCGAGAUCGGGAUAGGGAAAGGGACCGAGAACGAGGCAGGGAAAGGGAUCGCAGGGACACCAAGCGACACAGCAGAAGCCGGAGUCGGAGCACACCUGUGCGGGACCGGGGUGGGCGCCGCUAGCUGGGAAAACACUAGAGCUGCAGGUACCAGCCACUUGGCCCCAGGGGGUUAUGGUCACAGAUGGAUAGGUACAGUCUCCACCACCCUGGAGCCAAGAGUCUUUAACACCACCUGUCCUUGCACACAUACCAAAUGGAACAGUGGCCAUCCUUCCCCCACCCCCAAACACACCACCUUAACCUAUCUCUUGGGACUUGGCCCGCCCCUCCCUCUCAUUUCCCAUUAAGUCUGAGAGGCAGGAGCUAGGUUAGGCUAGGUGGUGGUUGGCCAGAGAUGGGAAACAGCCAGGUGCCCUAGUCCUUUGAUUUUUCCUCCAUCCUGCUUACUGCCUCCCUGGGUACAGCCUUCUCUUGGGAACAGCCGGGGCCAGGACUGGGUCACCUAUGAGCUGAAUCAGCAUCUCCUCCUGAGUCCCAGGGCCCCUGCAGUUCCCAGUCUCUUUGGUCCUGCAGCCCUUGCCUCUCCCACAGGUUCCACUUUAUAUCCACCUUUUCCUUUUGUUCAAUUUUUAUUUUUAUUUUUUUUAUUAUUAAAUGAUGUGGUCUAUGAAAACAAAUAAAAAUCUGACUUAGUUUUAAA